Molecule: messenger RNA, 459 nt
Organism: Meloidogyne enterolobii
Lineage: Eukaryota; Metazoa; Nematoda; Chromadorea; Rhabditida; Meloidogynidae
Source: the annotation of a GenBank genome assembly
AUGGCUACACAAAUAGGCCAAAUUAUGAGGGCUAUGGAUCAGGAAUUUGAUGAACGCACCUUACGACGGUGUUUUUUAAUUGAAAUAUUUAAAUUUAAAAAUUUUUUCAAAUUUUCUCCCAGUCUAAUCCGCAAAUUCGAUGCUGAUGGCUCUGGCAAAAUUGAAUUUGACGAGUUUUGUGCACUCGUCUAUACGGUAUCAUUUAUCUACCCUCAUUAUUUUACAAUUUUACAAUUUGUAAAAAAGGUUGCAAAUAGUGUAGACAAGGAGACGCUUAGACGGGAACUUCGAGAGGCUUUUCGACUCUUUGAUAAGGAAGGGAAUGGGUAUAUAUCUACUAUAACUCUUAAAGAGUUGCUUCAAGAAAUAGCCCCGGAUCUUAGCUCUGAAGAAUUGGCUAGUGCUGUAAACGAUAUAGACCAGGACGGCUCGGGGAAGAUUGAAUUUGAAGGUAACUAA